AUGCCAGCGAGAUUUGUAAUUUUGACAGAGCAUCAGCCCAUACUCUCUGAGAAGCUGCGGUCUCAUGACAUGGCAGAUGUCAAGGGUCGCAAGACUCUGGUUCAGAGCUUGCGCCAGAAGCUGAAGACACAGUUUGUCGAUGCGUCAAAUUAUGACGACAUCAUUGUGGAAACUUGGCUCAAUAACCAUGUCCACCAUGCACAGGAGAAAGCGACAAAAAAGCGUAUGCAUGUUUCUGGCAAGCCCAAUGCCUUCAAGGUGUGGGAUGCGCUGGAGAGGGACAAGGUGACUGAGGCAGCGAGAGCACUUGCAGCAGAAAAGGGUUGCAAUGUCUCCAAGGUGUGGAGAGUCGCACGGAGUGCCAAAUGGGCAAAACUGUCCGAGGAGGAGCAGAAGGUGUAUGAGGAAAAGGCGGAGAGUUGGCGCAAUGGCACUCUGGAUGAUAAGACGAAAAUGAAGCUGAGGGAGCAGCGAAUGAUGCAAUAUCUGAAGAAGUUUGCCAAGACUAUGUGGGACACCAUGGGCAUUCACAUGGCAUUCAUGCUAGCAUAUCCGAAGGAAGCGGGAAGUCUGAAGGUAGAGAUGUGA
Messenger RNA from Sparassis crispa, 588 nucleotides. RefSeq lists its product as hypothetical. The transcript has 3 exons. NCBI's taxonomy places the organism in Eukaryota, Fungi, Basidiomycota, Agaricomycetes, Polyporales, Sparassidaceae. The coding region runs from base 1 to 588 and encodes 195 amino acids. The record is from RefSeq and is a predicted model, not a curated record.